AUGUCGGGAACUUGCAAGUGUAUCCACUCCGACUCCGGCGAGAAGUCUCCGGAAACUGUUAUCGGAGUGAACACUGUAGCGGAGGCUCAGUACGAGGAUGCUCAAACGUGGGUUUGUUGGGACAUUGAGGACUGUCCUGUUCCCAGAGGUUGCAAACCUGAGAAGAUCGCCGAGCAGAUAAGAUCGGCGCUGGCUAAAUUGAACUACGUCGGUCCAAUCUCAAUCUCUGCUUAUGGCAACAUGAAUCGCAUCCCUUCUUCCAUGAAGAAAGCUCUCUCUUCCUCCGGAGUCGUUCUCAAUCACGUCCCACCCAGUGAGUUUCGGCAAUAUAUAUUCGAUGAAAUAUUGUUCUGGCCAUGUCAGAGUCCAGCUCCGGCUAAUGUGAUGGUCAUCACCCGCGACGAAUCUCUCUCUUCCAUGCUUCGCAAGAAACAGUUGGACGGCCGAUACAACGUUCUUCUCGCGCUUCCUCGUAAUGCCUCUGAGUAUCUCGCGGCUUCUGCAAAGACCACUUGGGUUUGGAGAAGCUUAUUAUUGGACGAGCCUUAA
Messenger RNA from Microthlaspi erraticum, 549 nucleotides. NCBI's taxonomy places the organism in Eukaryota, Viridiplantae, Streptophyta, Magnoliopsida, Brassicales, Brassicaceae. The record is from the annotation of a GenBank genome assembly.